CGUUCCGCCUGGGUUUCCUUUAUGAUCCCGGGACCUUCCUCCUCUCUCGCCAGACAUCAUCCGGCAACGGAGGAGAGCGCACGCACUCGUUCCGCGUCCACGCAUCACCCAAGUCCCUGCAAGCUGCUUUUGAGGUGGGGGCCACCCUACCGCGGGACUUCCACCUUACAAAAACAACAACGUCCCUGCUACGACGGGAUCUAAAGGCUGCAAAGAGGACGACUUUGAAUCGACUUGUAGCCGCCAGCCAACAUGUCCGAGGUGUUGCCGUACAACGAGGGCAAAAUGAGCGGCUACGGGGCGGACAGCGAGGUCAACCAGAUGUCCUUUAGCUGCGGGCUGCAGGACACAAGCGCCUUCUUCGCCGGCUCGCAGGCCAAGAGACCCCCGAAGCUCGGCCAGAUCGGCAGAGCCAAGCGAGUGGUGAUUGAGGACGACCGAAUAGACGAGGUCCUGAAGGGGAUGACCGACAAGUCGUCGCCCGGCGUUUAAAGAGCCCCCUCCCCACUGAGCGAUGCCUUGCAGACUCUUUUCAUUUUGAUCACCGAUUUGAAGCACUUGUCGGCUGUGCAUGUUGGAGGAUUGUGGCGUGAGGAGGAGGAGAAGAAGACGGCGACACACCAAGUGAGGAUGAGGAUGGGAUGAAACGCGGUGGAGGAAAAGCAAGAUGAAGGGAAGGAUGGAAGAGGUGGAGCGGAAAGAUUCCUGGUGGGAUAUCGCUGGCAAUCCUCCAAAAACGAGUCCCGUUUUUGUUUUCUUUUUCAAGGAGAAGAAAAAUCCCGACAGCGGCUGUCGCGUCUCGACAGGCGCUGACUUUGUUAGGAAAGGUGACGGAUGAACUUGUCAUUAAAACAAACGCCACCGCCAUCUCCUUUGUCCCCCGCUCCAGACGCGCCGCAAAAACAAGCGUCGGGAUGAAGCUCGACGUUGUACAGUAGGCUCAGCUUUACGCCCCCCGGCCCUCUCCCCUUUCUUGUAGAUGGUGCAUUCAGGGGAGCUGUCCUUUCAGCACCGCUCCAAUGCAUUCCUGUUGCUGCUUUGGUACGCCCCCCCCCCUUCCCAAACCAAACUCUCAAGUCUACUUCUAACGAAAGGAGACCAGAUUGUAUGUAAAAACAUAUAUCCGAGGAUGGUGCAAUGUUAAUAUUUUCUGUAGUGGAAAGCUGCUUGCUUUGGCCGCGGGCUUUUUUUUCGCCGAUGGUUAAAGUUGCAGGUUGGUGUAGCCGCACCUGCACGUAUCUUUUACACGCAACGAAAAUAUGAACGAGACACUUUUGUUUUUGCUCCCAUUCUUCAUGGACUGAACUCAAAAGAUGUACACAAAAGGCAUAUUUCUCUCAAAUAUUGUUCACAAAUCUGUGUGAGUGAGCAUUUCUCCUGUUCCGAGAGAAUCCGUCCACCUCACAGGUGGACAGCAUGAUGACUGCACAGGUGUGCCUUACAGUAGGCUUUCCACAAUAAAAGGCCGCUCGAAAAUGUGCAGUUUUACUGUAUUGGAUUGGACUAUUUCGGCAAAGGGGAAGUGGUUUGAACAAUAUUUGCAGGUUUGAUAUAUAUUUGAGAGAAACAGGCCUUUAGUGUACAUAGACAAAGUCUCCAAUCUUGGAAAAAUGGGAGGAAAAGCAAGUGUUUUGCUUAUAUUUUUGUUCAGUAUAUUUAUGAUGAUUUGCAUUUGUUUAUUUAACAAACGCUGGCCAAAUUGUGGAGAUUCAAGUAAUUAUCUAAACUAAUAGACUGAACACAUUUGUUUUAUACAGUGGCACCUUGACUUAUGACUUUUUUCACGUUGCGAGCUGUUUGCUUGAUGUAUUUUUUUUUUCAUUAUUUUUUUUUUGCGUUGUGUUGUGACUCAUGCGUGAGUUGCACAUUCAGGAGACGAAACAGGACAAGCACUGAGGAAAUAAAGAGAGAUACAAUUUCAUAAAAAUUUGCAAGGAGACAGUUUGAAUACAACUUGAGGGCUCUAAAAAGUAUGUGCCUAUUUCUCCUUAGGCCAGGCCAUAUGAACAGGCAUGUGAACAGGCAGUUAUCAUCUGCCUUGUGCAACUGGCCCCCCCACCAACCACAGACAUUUUGCGUUCUCUCACCGCAAAUUGAUAAUACAUGACGAAAGAGAGUUGAGGAACAAGGUCUACGCUCUUAUCGUCAGGCUAAAACAAAAGUUAUACUUAACAUAGAAUACAUUUUAUAAAUGCAAAUAUAUACAUCUUUUUUCCUACCAGGUAGUGUAAUGCCCUCGCAUGUGGGCAAGGAGAGCCACAGCCACUGAUGCACAUUCGGCCGUUUAUUCAACGGGACAGUCCAACACAAAAGUGUGAAAUCAGCGCAUUCGCAAGGAGCCGCUGUAGGCCACAACUCGGGCCCGAACGCUCACACAAAGGCUGAUGUCAUUCAUUUGGCCACGCCUCUUAAAGGGACAUGCAACACAAAUACUAAAGUAAUAACACUUUAUAAAACCGUUUUUUUCCUUUACAUUCUCUUUUAUUAUGUUUUUAUACAAUAUAGCGAUGUUUUUCCAAAUUAAAAACAAAAUGGUGUUCUUUUUUUCAGCAGGCUGGCAUGGACUAAUAGCCUUUCAAUUCAUUUCAAUAAUAAUAAUUGAUUCGAUAAACUCUUGAGUCGGGCUCAACCGAUUAAUCGGCCCAUAUUAGUAAUUUUUAAAUGUAUUUUAUUCAUUUUUUUGCUUUACACCUUUAUACAUUACAACGUAAGACAAAGAUUCAAACAAAAAACAAUACAAAGUUUUCAGUAAGUUUCAGUGUUUUUAUAUAUCCAUAUAUAUAUAUAUAUAUAUAUAUGUAUGUAUUUUUUUUAAAAUUAAUCAGCCGCUUAAUUUGUUAGCGGAAUUUUAUUCUGCAAAAUACCGGAAUCAGCAUCUGUCUCAAAAAUUCCAUAUUGGUCGCGCCCUAAUAUUGAGCUCCGAGCAUGGUCAAGGAAUGAAUUCAACUUUUAAGUCGAGGUCCUAUUGUAUUUUGCGUAUUUUCGUUUCGCAGUUAGCGAGUGUUUCACGUCAUGCAUGGAUUCUCACUCCGGUGCCAAUGCAGGUGCCACUACGUCCCCCCACCGCCCCCCCACCCCCGGCAUGCUUGUUUUUAAACAAAAAGGUAAUAUUUGUAUUUUUAUAUCUAAAUAUUUGUUAUUUAAAUGAUAUGCUCGUCUAUGGUCGUACAGUUCAUCAACAACAACCACAAAAAGUUUCUACUCGGGAGGACACGGAGAACGAGAGGACGUUCAUUUUGGCUCGACUGCUCUCGUUCGAUUAUCAGCGCUCGAGGUUUUUUCAAGACUAACUGAAUGUGUCUGGGUAUUUUGCACACAUCGAUGUUCAACUAUUAGUAAGAAAUCGUAUACUGUGACGAGCUUCGUUCAUGAAUUUGUUAGAAAAUGGCAGUUUUAGAGUAUAUUUCACUGUUUACGAGUACGAUCAAAUAACAUUAUUUGAUCCAUUUUGAACAUUACGGUUUAUUUUCGUGUUUUUAUUGAUUUUUUUAUUUUUAAGUUGGCUUAUUUUGUACCAUCAUUUUAAAGAAACUGGAUAUGGUUUGUUGUGCAUGAAACCUUAAUAUUUUCAAUAAUGGAACAUAAUUUUAUGAAACAAACAAAAAAAAAAGCAACAAAAAUGUCAUGACAUUCUAAGAAUGAGUCAUUGUAUAUUAUGAUGCCAUUUUCACUGUAUUUGGUGAACUAAUAAAUGGUGAAAGAAGAUGGAAAUGUGAUUGUCUUCCCCCCCAAACCACAUUAAAUGAUUUUAGACGCAUUUGGGAUGCAGAAUUUUGUAGAUAAACGCAGAAGGCCUCUGCCAUAUUUCUGUAAAGGCAUAUAUAUUAGUGAGACUACAUUAUUGGCUCAUUCAAGGACCACCAAGAGGAGAUACAGUGGUAAUCAAAAGUCUACACACCUGUGUUAUAAUGCCAGGUCAAAUUGUUUCUCCAUUAAAGUAUCUUACAGUAUAUCGUGUACAAAUCAAUUGGGAAAAAAUACAUCUUUUCGAGAGGGAAAUGAGGUUGCAAAAGUGUGCACACCCUCUUAACUGGGAAUGUGGCUGUGUUCAGAAUGAACCAAUCGCAUUCAAACUCAUGAGAGUCAGCAUACACAUGCCGCCAUUCAAGCGCCUCUGAUUUACUCCAAAUAAAGUUCAGCUGUUCCUGGUUUGUAGCAGUUUUUGUGCUCACGCUGGCUGCUAUUUGGAACUUUUCAUAAUACCAGCUGAAAAAAAACAAACAAAAAAAACAAAGCACGAUGUUGCCACCACCACCAUGCCUCACUAAAGGUUCAACCUGUGUUUCAUUGGACCACAACGCCAAAUCUGUAGGUUAUAGGUCACAAUAAUGGGGAAGAACGUUUUGAAAUGAUUUAUCAUGCUGUUGUUUUUUUAUAUCACAAAAACCUGGCAUUCUAACAGGGGUGUGUAGACCCAUUUAUUAUUAUUUUUUAAAAAUCUCCACUGUAUGUUGUUUUAAGUAAACAUGAUGUAAACACUAUUGGCUGCGCCCCAAAAAUAUUAGUAACUUUUAAUUAAAUAUUAAGUUUAUAUUGAUCUACUUGAAACUUCCAUUUUCUAUAUCGCUAUCCUUCCCCGUAGAAAGGAUUGCAGUCGGCUUCCAACUUUCACGAUUGUUCUUCAACACACAGACAGGUGUCAGUUCUUGUGUAUUCAAAUUAAACCAACUGUUACGAGUCACCACAAAAACCCACUGAAACCAGUUAACAAUAACAAAUGUGACAUUUUCCUUUUCACUUCCUACAUUUGAAAACAGAUGUCUGAACUUUCUACUCCUUACGUUGCCAAACAGGCUUGUUACUUUUUUUCAACCUCUGCGGAUGACGACACAAUGUAAAAAAGACGUAAAUAGAGAGCGGUAAGUCAACUGCCGUUGAUUGAGAUUUUAGAGUCUCGUGUGCUUGUACCGCACUAGUGUACUUAAAAAGAAGUCUGCUACACAGAGGCUGAGCUGCACUGUGUUUGUUCACAGACUAAAAGUGUGACUAGAGCAUUACACUUCUCGGCCCUUACCUAAUAAGUUUCAUGUGGGAAUCCUAAUAAGAAAAUCGAAGAAUACAUGAAAAAAAGUUGAAAAUUCGAGAAGAGUCAGAAGUUUACUAGAAGCACAUAAUAUGAGAUUAAGUACGAAUUUCACAAGAAUAAAGUCACAAUAUUAAAAGAACAUCUUGUGAAACUAAAGUUGUUAUAUUACAAGAAAAAAAGUUCUAAUUUUAUGAGAAAAUGGUCAGAAGUAGUAAUAUUCAAUUGAAACAUAAUGAGUAAAGUUGUAACUUCACAAGAAAAUAUCUACCGCUAUAUGAGAAUAGGUCAUAAUAUUAUCAGGUAAUAUAUAUACUAUAUACUUUACUGUGGAUUUGCAUUUUUUCACAUAUAGCAGUGCUGAACUUGGCUUUGUGUUGGUUGGGCUGUUAUGUUUAGUUAGUUAGUUAGGUUUUAGAUUUGCACUAUAGAAUCCCAAUCCUAGCUGUAUACUGUAUUUUUUUCGAUUUUAUUCUAUCUAUUCUAUUUUAUUUUACAAUAGGUCUCUUUUUUGGGUGGGGGGCCUCAUUGGGCUGCAACUUAGUUCGUGCCAUCUCACGUGUAAAUGAGUUCUGGUAGGACAAUAAAGUUCCUCGGUUGUUUUCGGCCGCGUAAAGCUUGAACUGCCACAACAUGUGCUUGUCAUCACCAAACAAUCAGUGUGGGAAAGCAUCAAUGCAGUUGCUAUCCAUUUCCCUCAUGUAUUCAGCAUUGGAUUUUCACAACAAGUCAUUGGAUUUUCCCAUCACUCUGUCGGACGUUUUGUGGGGAAAGACAGAAACCUGGAUGAGGGAGAUCUCAGGAAUAAUUAUUUGCUAAUAACAAAUAAUAAUUUGCCACCGCUCUGCGAGCUGGCUUAACGCGAGACACAAUUUUGCAGCUUUGAAGCGCGACGAGUUGGAGUAAAUAAUGUAGCCGGGGGGAUUUGCGGCGCCUGUGUUCUGACCUGGCAGACGGAUAAGCAGUGACUGACUCCGGUCAGCAUACAUGUACUGUAUUGACCCGUAUUGUGCUUCAGUAAUAGUCAUUACAGUAAUUAAUUUUCCUUAUUGAAAUGAAUUCCAAUGCAAUUACAAUAAUCCCAGGUUUAUCACGGGGGACCACCCCCGCAAUUGGUGAAAUCCGCCAAGUCGUGACCACAUACCUUUUUGAUUAUACAUACAUAUUUUAUAGCUGUAUGAAAGUCCCCAGACUCCUAUUAACCUCUACCAUACUCUUAUAAACAUUUUCUAUACUCUUAAAUACCUUUAAAACUCUUAAACAUACAGUAAUGCAUAGUACUGUACACUAUGUACAUUUUAUUCCUUGUAAUGUGUUUAAAUGUUGUUGUUUUUAACAGUUUUAAUGUUUUAGGCUAGGAAGCCUUUAUUUUACCACAAAAAAAUACAGCAUACACUCAAAAUCCCAUGAUAUGGGGAAUUAGGCACGAUAUGAAUAUGAUUUUUUUUCGCAAUGAACGAAUAGGUGAACGACAAUAUAUUGAGGCAACACUGUAAUUUGUUCCAGCCCGCCAAAAAAACAGCAGAAAAAAAGCUCUGUAUUAUAAAAUAUAAAGUCAUAAUAAAAUAUAAUAAAAGUGAAUAUAAAGAAACUGGUUUCAUAAAAUGUCAUUAAGAUGGAAGUCACACAAACACUGUAUGUAGUACUGUAUUUGUGUUGUGUGCCUUUAAGGGGCAUGGCCUAGUGAGUUACAUCAGGAGCUCUGAGUCCGGCGCCGGUUGGCCAAUCAGCAUGUAGUUAGUCUGAGCGUUUUCUCCAUUCUCCUUGUGAGUGUUUUAAUUUUGUAUUUGUGUGUUUGAAUAUUUGUCCUGUUCAAUAAACGGCUGAAAGUG
Messenger RNA from Phycodurus eques (leafy seadragon), 6855 nucleotides. RefSeq names its product calcium/calmodulin-dependent protein kinase II inhibitor 1a (gene camk2n1a). Gene Ontology annotation, biological process: negative regulation of protein kinase activity. Bases 253 to 492 code for a protein of 79 amino acids. The record is from RefSeq and is a predicted model, not a curated record. NCBI's taxonomy places the organism in Eukaryota, Metazoa, Chordata, Actinopteri, Syngnathiformes, Syngnathidae. Gene Ontology annotation, molecular function: calcium-dependent protein kinase inhibitor activity; protein kinase binding. The transcript is spliced from 2 exons.